Messenger RNA from Archocentrus centrarchus (flier cichlid), 992 nucleotides. RefSeq names its product low affinity immunoglobulin gamma Fc region receptor III-like. Lineage: Eukaryota; Metazoa; Chordata; Actinopteri; Cichliformes; Cichlidae. Gene Ontology annotation, molecular function: transmembrane signaling receptor activity. Gene Ontology annotation, biological process: cell surface receptor signaling pathway; immune response. Bases 8 to 967 code for a protein of 319 amino acids. Gene Ontology annotation, cellular component: external side of plasma membrane. The transcript is spliced from 6 exons. The record is from RefSeq and is a predicted model, not a curated record.
CAGCAGAAUGGAGGAUCGUUUUCUACUGUGGCUGCUCUGUUUGGUCUCACAGCUGUACGGCACAACAAACCAAGCUCGUCUGACUGUGAGCUCCAGCUACUCUCAGCUGUUUGAGGGCGGCUUUUUGUCUCUGAGCUGUGAGGGGGGGGGCAGCUCUGCUGGAUGGACUCUGAGGAGGAGCACGACCAAACGACAGAGGGCUCUGUGUGGAGAUGGGUGGGGAAAACAAGCUGAUUCUUCUUGUACCAUCUCCUACAUCUUCAGACGGGACAGCGGUGUUUACUGGUGUGAGUCCAGAGAGGGAGUAAACAGUAGCACCAUCAGCAUCACUGUGACUGGUGGAUCAGUGAUCCUGCAGAGUCCCGUCCUCCCUGUGAUGGAGGGAGAUGACGUCACUCUGCGCUGUAAAUCUAAGACCUCACCUUCAAACCCCCAAGCUGCUUUCUAUAAAGAUGGCUCCCUCAUCAGGAACGAGCCUACGGGUCACAUGACCAUCCACCAUGUUUCCAGGUCUGAUGAAGGCCUCUACAAGUGUAACAUCAGUCCUCAUGGAGAGUCUCCAUCCAGCUGGAUCACUGUUACAGGUAAACCUACAACCACAGCCCCGCCUUCUACAUUAGCCCCACCGACCACAUCAUCCCCGCCCACUACAUCAUCUCCAUCUUCUGCCUCAACUGUGCUUUUUGUCUCAGCCCCACUGACUUCACCAAUCCCAUCCACUGCCAUGGCUUCUCCUUCUACAGCUCCGCCGGCUGUUUCAGCUCCACCCCCUCUCUCCACCCACCUGCAGCUUAUGAUCAGAGUGGUCUGCCACCUGGUGGUGUUCUGCCCAUAUUUCAUCUCCACUGCGCUGAUGGUGUCUUUAUAUCGACAAAGGCCCUCAGCAACAGCACCACACACCCAUGCUGUGCAGAAACUGGCCGAGGACGUUGUCAUCAUGGAGGUCACCACCGAGCAUCAGCUCUAAUCACACACAUAUAUUAAAAUAUAAC